Messenger RNA from Panicum virgatum (switchgrass), 699 nucleotides. RefSeq lists its product as uncharacterized. The record is from RefSeq and is a predicted model, not a curated record. Lineage: Eukaryota; Viridiplantae; Streptophyta; Magnoliopsida; Poales; Poaceae. Bases 17 to 550 code for a protein of 177 amino acids. The transcript has a single exon.
GAAACCAGCCACCGCCAUGGCCUCCCUGCGCCGCCUUGGCCUCCCGCUCCUCGUCCUCUUCAUCCUCCUCACCGUCGUCUCGGCAUCCGAGUCCGACCCGACCGUCCUGGCGGCCGCGGCCGGCGACGCCGCGGCCCAGCCGAGCGCGUACGAGAUGCUGGAGGGGUUCGGGUUCCCGCGGGGCAUCCUGCCGGAGGGCGUGACGGGGUACACGUACCGGCCGUCGGACGGCGCGUUCGAGGUGUUCAUGGGCGGGGACUGCGAGUUCGACGUCGACGGCGGGUACCGGCUCACGUACCGGCGGAGGAUCUACGGCAACGUGGAGGGCGGCAGCAUCCGGAACCUCGGCGGCGUCUCGGUGCGGAUGUUCCUCCUCAACUGGGGCAUCGACCGCGUCGUCAUGGAGGACGCCGGCCACCUCAUGUUCUACGUCGGCCCGCUCUCGCAGGCGUUCCCCGCCGACAACUUCGAGGAGUCACCGCAGUGCCGGGGGCGCCGCUGCGGCGUUGGCGACGGCGACGGCGCCGCUUUGGGCGUUGCGGCGGUGUAGGCGGCCGGAUCCGGCGGCGACACGCACCUAUCCAUGUGGAUUAUUGAUCUGACGGAGAGGGGGGUCAAAUGAUCGAGGUUGUUGAUUCAACUGUACGUGUGUACAAAUUAAGACUCAAUUCUAUGGAAACAAGGCGCUUCAAUUUGAUU